Molecule: messenger RNA, 3542 nt
Organism: Cephus cinctus (wheat stem sawfly)
Lineage: Eukaryota; Metazoa; Arthropoda; Insecta; Hymenoptera; Cephidae
Product: kinesin-like protein KIF6
Exons: 14
Coding region: 512-3295 (927 amino acids)
Biological process (GO): microtubule-based movement
Cellular component (GO): kinesin complex; microtubule
Molecular function (GO): microtubule binding; ATP hydrolysis activity; ATP binding
Source: RefSeq, a predicted model, not a curated record
UAACUGUUUCUCACGUUAAUAAAAAGACAAAAAACAAAACGUAAUUAUUUGAAGGUUAUUCGGUAGAUCGUUUUAACGAAUUUUGUCACUCCAAGCAAACGUUACAUCGUAACUGUCUUUUAACGAAAUAAUGUAUAUUUUCGGGAAUGCUUUGUUCGUCGAUGUCACGAUGUGCGUUACUUAAUGUUUAAUCUGUUAAAUAUUUUUAACUAUAUACUUACACGUAUUACUUUUCACGUAUAAUAUAUAAGCGAUUCCAUCAAGCACGUAUGAAAUUUUGGAAUAUAUUUAUGGCUUAAUUUGCAAAUGGGGUUUAUAUUAUAUAGCGAAGGUUAUAUGUAAAAUACAUGCAAUAUUGAUAGCUUUCAUUGAACUCAAUGACACGUUGUUUAUAUCGAAGCUAAUGACCAUGAACAUAUCGAUAUAAUGCAAAUAACUGUAUCACGCUUUGCACAUAACUUUACAUCAGUAGAUACGAAGUCGUGAUGCAUAUGCGUGAAUUCUUAGGAAAAUGGUAAAAAAUGAGAUCAAGGUAUUUGCACGGCUUAAGCCAGAAAGAAGACGUAAUAAAGCCGUGAAUUACCAGAUACAUCGCCGACCAAAAAGUCACUCCGAGGAGGAUUUUUUAGUAUUAACAGCACCUCAAAAGUCAUUCAACGAGUACAUAGAUAAUCGUCCUGAGUCAUGGAAUUUCUCAUUUUACAAAAUUUUCCAAGAGGAUUCCAAUCAGCAAGAAAUUUUUGAAAAUGUCGCACGACCCGUAGUGGACAGUGUUCUCUGUGGCUACAACGGGACAAUUUUCGCAUACGGUCAGACGGGGAGUGGCAAGACCUACUCGAUAACGGGUGACCAAAGAAAAUACAACGAUCGUGGAGUACUACCAAGAACGCUGGAGUAUCUCUUUGACGUAAUUCGAAAGAAACCGGAAAAUCUCUACUCCAUAGAAAUCUCAUACCUGGAGAUUUACAACGAGAAUGGUUACGACUUGCUCUAUCAGCGACACGAAAUCGCUACGAGAUCGGACGAUUUCCCAAAACGCGUCACUAUUCAGGAAGACGAGACUGGGGUUCUUCACUUGAAGAAUUUAAACUUUCAUAAUGUCGACAACGAAAGCGAUGCUCUCGAUUUGUUAGCCUUAGGUGAGACAAACAGAGCCAUUUCCGAAACGCCUAUGAAUCCUCAAUCUUCGAGGUCUCAUUGUAUAUUCACUAUCAUCGUGUCUAUGAAGAAACAUAGUUCUGAUCAUCAUACUAAAGCUAAAAUGCAUCUUGUCGACUUGGCUGGAUCCGAACGCGUAUAUAAGUGUGCCAUCACCGGGACUAUUUUAACGGAGGCCAAGCACAUUAACCUGAGCCUACAUUACUUGGAGCAAGUCAUAGUGUGUCUGGGUCAGGACAACAUAACUCACGUUCCCUACAGAAAUUCUUUGUUAACUGCGAUUCUUCGAGAUAGCCUUGGUGGUAAUUGCCUUACGACGAUGUUGGCAACAUUGAGUAUUGCUACUUUUAGCUUUGAGGAAACCAUAUCUACUUGUAGAUUUGCCCAAAGAGUUGCGCUCAUUAAAAACGAUGUUAAUCUUGUUUUUGAAAAAGACGUACGGAGCGAAAAUAUGUUUUUGAAAAUGGAAAUCGAGAGACUCAAGCUGGAAAUUAAUCGUCUAUCCAAGAAUCAAAUAGAGUCAACAGAAUUAUUAUCCGAGGAUGAAAUGAAAAACUUGGAUCAUCAAAUCAGUAAUUUUCUCGUAAAUGGAUCAAACGUAAUGUGGGAUAACGAUCCAAGAAAAGUUCAAUAUUGUUUUGAAGCAAUGAGGAUGAGUAUAGAAACUGGAACGAGGCAUAAAACUUCUUCAGAAAUGUCUUCAACUGCUUUAGAAUAUUACAAGAAUUUGGUUCUUCAACGUGACAAGGAAAUUUCAUUGUUAAUUGAACUUCUCAAGAAGGAAAGGGCGAAUAAUGAGGAAAAAUUGAGAGGAGUCGACAAUCAAAAAGUUUCGCAACAAUUGAAAUUUGAAAGAAAGUAUAAAUCGAAACCUCCAAAAGAAACUUUACAUUUAGCUACUAAUUCAUUGGAAAAUAAUUCCACUAAAAAUUCGAAUGUAUCAUUAAUCGCAGUACAAAGAAGAGACACUCAAAUUAAUGCGACAGAAAUAGAUAUUUCUCCGCCGAUAAAAUUGGAACAGAAUUGUUUCAAAAAAGAAAUGAGCCCUGUUGAAAAUAACAAAAUUUCUACAUUUAUGGAGUCUAAAAAUAUUUCAAGUUCUUCGCAAAGAAGAAUUUCUUACUCGAAUCCAGUGAUUCCUGAAUUAGAUUUAAAUAAGAUUACUGAUAAUUGUGAAACAGGUAGGAAAGGAAUUGAAGAUAAAACUGAAAUGAAUGAGCAAUUUUCAGGAACUUAUCCAAAAUUGGUACUUCAAUCAACCAGAAGAAUCGCGGUUUCUGAUUUGAAAGAAUCAAUUCCUCAGUAUUUUAGUUCAAUCAAUGAACUUCAUAACCAUGACGGAAUAGAAUGUGCAACUACAAAGAAAACUAUUUCAGAAAAAGGAAUUGAAAAUCAAAAUAUCGGAAUUCUAGAGUUUUCAAAAUCUUCCAAUAAACCAAGGACUAGGAUAAGUGAAAAUAAAAGAAUUGGUUCUAAACAGAGUGAAAAUUAUCUGAAGAUGGGAUGCAAUACCACAAAUCGUCUAAAUCAAACUCUUCCAAUUCAUUCACCAAAUACUGAAAUACCGAUUGAAAAAAACUCACCAACUCAUACAAUAACUUUGAAAGAUCAAACUAUUACCACACCUAUCAAUAGUGCAAAGACAAUCCACUUUCUUAAACGUCAGAGUGGGCAAGACCAGAAACAAGACAAUGUUGAAUCGAAGUCAAUCACACAAAGUACAAAUACAGAAAAUAAAAAAUAUUCGUUUAAAACACCAUCACUCCUAAACAAUAUGCAUUGCGUGAAUCUGAACAAAAUUGUGGAAUCAAAUCAAAAUUCUGAAAAUCUAACAGAAAAUUCGAUUUUGACACAUAAAAUGAAGCCCACCAAGUCUACAAAAAGUGAACGAAAAACUGUAGCUGAUCUGAUAGCAAGUUCAAGAAAGAGCAUAGAGUCAAAAGAGCAUUUAUCAGAAGAUAAGAAAGUAACGGAAGUAGCCGACGUCAGACAAGCAGUUAAAACAGAUUAUAUCGAUUCAAUGGAAGAAAGUACUAGAAAGGCUUUUGAGAAAUCUUUACCACUCACGGGGGAUCCUGAGAUCGACGAGGAGAUAAUCGCAUUUUACAAGGCGAAACGUUCAGGAGGAACAUAUUGAAUUUAGUCUUAGAACCCAAUGAAAAACGCUAAUUUGUAAAAAUCACUAUACGUAUUAGAAAUAUAUUGUAUAAUUUAUAUAUUAAGAAAUGAUGCCUUUUGAUAACAGUAACUGGAGAUAUAUUAAAAUUUCUUAUAAAUGGGUUCGUUUAGUAAUUAGCUGUUAUAUACAUAUACGGUUUAUGUUUCUCAAUAUAUACAAUGUCGAUAAUAAAUAAAGUAAUAAAGGUGAAAAACUAACAUCUUAA